Scedosporium apiospermum is the source of this 1110-nucleotide messenger RNA. RefSeq names its product Zinc-binding dehydrogenase. NCBI's taxonomy places the organism in Eukaryota, Fungi, Ascomycota, Sordariomycetes, Microascales, Microascaceae. The coding region runs from base 1 to 1110 and encodes 369 amino acids. The transcript is spliced from 2 exons. The record is from RefSeq and is a predicted model, not a curated record. Gene Ontology annotation, molecular function: oxidoreductase activity, acting on NAD(P)H.
AUGGCUACAAUCCCAUCCACCCACAAGGCCGUCGCCAUGCCCGGCCCCCGGGAACCUCUAACCAUUAUCGACGUCCCCACUGUGCGCCCCUCCGCCGGCGAGGUUCUCGUCCGCGUCGAUUGGGUCGGCUCAACCCCGCUCGACCUCCACCAAGCCGAUGGAGGUCUCGGCACCGUUCCCAACCAAAUCCCCGGUGAUACCGUCGCCGGCGUCGUACUUGACAUUGGGCCUGGAGUCACGCAGCUCAAGGUCGGCGACCGCGUAGCCAGCUUCUCCCACGAAGAACCAAAACACAAAGGACAGCAGGAAUACGUCACAUUGCCGACAUAUCGCGUGUCCAAGCUGCCCCCGAACAUCUCCCUCCAGGAAGCUGCGACGGUGCCUAGUUCACUGGUCACCGUCUUCCACUCCGUCACUCAUGAUUUGGGGUUUCCGCUUCCGUGGCCCAUCCCCGAGGGUUGGAAGCCUGAGCAUGCCGACACUCCCAUCCUCGUGUGGGGUGCGGCGAGCAGCGUGGGUACUUUUGCCGUGCAAGUGCUGAAGCACUGGGGCUACCGGAACAUUCUAGCCGUCGCAAGCUCAAGGCACCAUGCAUGGCUGAAAGAUCUCGGGGCGGCGGCCACUUUCGACUAUAGGGACAGUGAUGUUACAGACAAGAUUCUGGCCAGUGUCGGUCACCAAGCAAGCAGGCCUCGCGUUCCUUACAUCUAUGAUUGCAUUGGGUCCUUGUGGAAUUCGAUCGAGCCUAUCCGUAGGGUUGCUGAAUCUGGCACCCGCGUAGCCAUCUUGUUGCCUGUAAUUGUUCGGGAUGCGACCGAUACGGUCGCUCCCAUUUAUGAAGGCGACGUAACAAAGUGCCAUGAAGGAAAGUGGGCCGAGGGAGUCGUCUUACGGAGAGUUCGCACGCACUUUUAUGCGCAGAACGAAUUUCUCAAGGAGUAUCUGCAACCUGAAAUUGUACCUGCGCUUCUCGAACAAGGAAUCGUGCGUCCUCUGAGACAGAAGAUUGUCGAGGGGGACACACUACUAGAGCGCGCUCAAAAUGCCUUGGAUCUGCUUCGCAAGCGCAAUCCAAGCGGGGAGAGGCUUGUGUGGAGAGUGUCAACUUGA